ACAACGGUUGAGGAUGAUGGCACGCAAGUCGAAAGAAGACCAAGACGUAAGUCCCGGAGGCCUACAGCUCGUACGCAUGCAGCAGAUCAAGCUGUGUUCAAAGAGGCAUUUAAAAUGUUCUGUGAUCGUACACUGAAAAUGGGAGUCACUGCAUUGUCUGAUGAAUUUAUGAAACUAAAAAUGGCCACACAAUCGAUCGGUAACCGACCCAAAACAGCAUGGGAUGCGAAUCCAGACAAGAAUCGAUACCGAGAGGUCUUUUGUAUCGACACGACCAGAGUGGUACUGACAUGGCCUUCUGGGAUGAACGACUACAUCAACGCAAAUUGGGUAUCCAGUGUUGAGAAGCAAAAGAAAUUCAUAUGUACACAGGGUCCAAUGGAUAAAACCGUUGACGACUUUUGGCGAAUGGUAUGGCAGGAAAAGUGUCGGAGUAUUGUGAUGCUGUGCAAUAUCAUGGAAUGUGGCAAACAGAAGUGUGAACAGUACUGGCCCCUCAACGCGGAAUCGCCAGUUAAUCGCCUCACGCCUUGCGUUGUACACUGUUCUGCAGGCAUCGGACGAACUGGCACAGUUGUUGGAAUCGACUUACUUUAUCGACGACUGGAGAAGGGCGAAAAAGACGCAACUCUCUUAAAUGUAGUUAGUGAACUGCGAGAAAUGCGACAUGGAGCUGUUCAAAUGGAUGUGCAAUACCUUUACAUGCAUCGCAUUUUACUAGUGGUGGCAGAAAACUUAAAGAUAAUAACUCCGGAAGAAACGCAGAAAUUCACUAGUGAUUAUGAUCAAAUGCUUAAGACUCGCGGUUUUGUGUGA
Messenger RNA from Haemonchus placei, 816 nucleotides. The record is from the annotation of a GenBank genome assembly. Lineage: Eukaryota; Metazoa; Nematoda; Chromadorea; Rhabditida; Trichostrongylidae.